ACUUGGGGUCCCAGGAGGCAGGAACUAAGGCAGGGGGCUGGAGUGCAAUCUCUUGACCGCUAGGACCCAGGAGCCGCUGGGAUGCGGCUCUGGGAGCCAUCGCUGGGGUCACUCACGCCCGGCACCAGGAAGUGAAUUGCUCUCGUUGCAGUGACAGGGGCGCUCACGCAAGGUCUGCGAGUCUCGGCGGCUGCUGCUGGGGACCCCGGAGCCCUGGCUGCAGCCGGGAGAGGGGAAUCUCCAGCACUGACAUUCCCGCUGCUCCCAGGAGCCUCUCCCAGUGCAGAGCCCCCAGCCUGGCCAGGACCCGCCUUCCCGGGCCCUAGCCCCUGCUCCCAGGGCGGGCACCGCUUGGAGGGAAGGCUGCAGAAUAAGGACAACGUGUUGCUCCAGAUCAUCCCAUUUUUCUAGGGUAUGGGGAAGGGGAAUGGCUGUGGUGGAGCCAGCUCAGAUGCUGGUGACCUUUGAGGAGGUGGCUUUGUAUUUCACCGAUGGACAGGGGGCUUUGCUGGACCCUGGUCAGAGAGCCCUCUACGGGGACGUAAUGCAGGAGAAUUAUGAGACUGUGACCUCUCUGGGAUUCCCAAUUCCCAAACCUGACCUGAUCGCCCGGCUGGAAGCAGGAGAAGAGCCGUGGGUCCCAGAUCUCCAGGCCUCCAAGGAAAUGAAGAUCUCAAGAGGUACCCAUGCAGCAGGUGAUGAGACAAUGAGUGAGAACGGGGAGGGGAAACCACAACAGGAAUGUCCUGAGCAAGUGGAACUGCAAGGGAGCAUAUUGAGAAGAGCAGAUGGGAAUUUUUUCCAAUGCUUCGAAGAGAGAAAAGCCUGGAGUAAUUGGCACAGGUCAGAAAGGAAGCUGGAAAAUUGCCAAAGAAAGCAAGUAGAUGAAUCCAUUGAAAGUGGGAGAGGAGGCAAGGAUCUCAAGGAAACCACAGCCCAGCUGACAAAUCACAAAGGAAAGAAACCCCAUAAAUGCUUGGACUAUGGUAAAAGCUUCAGUGGGAGCUCAAAUCUUAUUAACCAUGGGAGACUGCACACGGGAGAGAGACCCUAUAAAUGCCUUGAGUGUGGGAACAGCUUCAGUAAUGUCUCUGGACUUUUUUGCCAUAGCAGAAUCCACACGGGAGAGAGACCAUAUAAAUGCCUUCAGUGUGGGAAGAGUUUCACUGUAUCAUCAGCCCUUAUUAUUCAUCAGAGAACCCACACAGGAGAGAAACCCUAUAAAUGUCUUGAGUGUGGGAAAAGUUUCCGUGCACGAUCAGCCCUUAUUGUACAUCAGAGAACCCACACAGGAGAGAAACCCUAUAAAUGCUUGGAUUGUGGGAAAAGUUUCCGUCAGAGCUCACAUCUUAUUAGCCAUGCAAGAAUCCACAUGAGAGAGGAGCCAUAUAAAUGCCUUGAGUGUGGGAAAAGUUUUAUUGCAGCAUCAGCCCUUAUUACACAUCAGAGAACCCACACAGGAGAGAGACCCUAUAAAUGCUUGGAGUGUGGUGCAAGCUUCAGUCGGAGCUCAAAUCUUAUGACCCAUCGGAGACUGCACACGGGAGAGAGACCAUAUAAAUGCCUUGAGUGUGGGAAAAGUUUCAGUGCACCAUCAGCCCUUAUUGUACAUCAGAGAACCCACACAGGAGAGAAACCCUAUAAUUGCUUGGACUGUGGGAAAAGUUUCAGUCAGAGCUCACAUCUUAUUAGCCAUGGAAGAAUCCACAUAGGAGAGAGGCCAUAUAAAUGCCUUGAGUGUGGGAAAAGUUUUAUUGCAGCAUCAGCCCUUAUUACACAUCAGAGAACCCACACGGGAGAGAGACCCUAUAAAUGCUUGGACUGUGGUAAAAGCUUCAGUUGGAGCUCAAAUCUUAUUGCCCAUGAGAGACUGCACACAGGAGAGAGACCCUAUAAAUGUUUGGAUUGUGGGAAAAGCUUCAGUCAGCAUGCAAGCCAUAUUAAGCAUGGGAGAAUUCACAAGGGGAAGAAACUGUGAAAAUGCCUCCACUGUGAGAAAAGUUUCAGUCAGAAUUCACACUUUAGUAGACAUCUGACAAUUCAAACAGAGAAACCCCAUAAAUGCUUGGAUGAUUGGAAAAGCUUCAGUCCAAUGUCAUACCUUUCUAAACGUUGGAGAAUUCACAUGGGACAGAAUCUAUAAAUGCCUCAGCUGUGGGAAAAGUUCAAUUCGAAGAUCAAACCUCACUUCACAUCUGACAAUCUACACAAGACAGAGAACCCAUAAAAACUUGGAUUGUGGGAAAAGCUUCAGUAACUUCAGGAAAAGAUUCAGUCUGAGCUCACACAUUAUUCCCCAUUGGAUAAUGCACAGAGGAAAGAGCUUGAAUGUGUGAGUACCUUCAUUUGGUGCUCACAUGGCAUGCAUCAUCAGCAAAUCUUCAAAAGGAAGAGGCCUCUCAGAUGUUAGGGAUCAUGGAGUAAGAGAGGAGGGUAUAGGAAAGAGAGGUGCUUCCUCUUAUCAGUCACAUCCUCAGCCCCUUUUCCCUGCCUUCUCUGCAUUCAGAAAGCACCAAAGAGAGGGACUGAUAUCCAUAGUCUCUUUUGUGGAAGGUCUAAAGGCCUCUGGAUCCCACCUCUGCCUCCACAGCAUCAGCCUCCAAGAGUGAGUCUGUGGUGGGAAAAAUGGUUGGGGUUAGGUAGCAAAUCUCCCCUGACCCUCCUCCACUUUUCCUAAUCUAGACUGACCCCAACUUUCUUGUAUAUACUGAUUUCACCCUUUUCCCUCCCUCCCCCCCCGACCCCAUUAGCAGAGUGAUUGCUAGAGUUACUGAGUUCCCCCUUUGGGGAGAGAGUGUCCCAUUCUCACAUAGUCUCACAUUGCUCCAGGUUAUGCCAAAAACAUUUUUUAUAUAUAUACUGACUCCCUUAGAGACCAGAAUUAAAUAGAUUCUAAUAAGUUCUGGAGCAGAGGUAGGAAAUUGUGGUAUUUUGGGCCCUGUGUUAUUUAAGGGUAAUAGGGUGAGUAGGGGGGAUUCCCUUCUCUCCCCUUCACUGUCACACUCCACUCUGACAUAGCAGCCCCUGUCUGAGCCAUGGAGAGUUUAUCCUCUCCCCAUUCUACUCCCCUAUCUCCCAGCAUGGCACUUCCAACAAUGUUCUUUGCUUUCCCUGCUUAAGCAUCACACUUUGAUUUAUUUGCUCCUGAUUCAGACUCCUGAGGGCUAGAGAUGAAAGUGUCACAGACCUGGAGGGGGGAAUUCAAAUGAACCCCAAACUCGGUUUGAGCUUUCUGAGCUAAAAUCACUAUUUCCAUCUCUUGGUAAAGUGGCUUCUGGGCUUUUUCCAGGCAAGUCCAGAGCAUUUAUAGAUGGGCAGAAUUUGGAUUUGGUUUGUUUUUGUUUCUUUUUUCCUUUUGUCCAAUGUCUAGUUGGCAGCUGGUUUCAAGUGGAGUACCCCAAGGGUCGGUCCUGGGGCCGGUUUUGUUCAUUAAUGAGCUGGAGGAUGGCGUGGACUGCACUCUCAGCAAGUUUGCAGAUGACACUAAACUGGGAGGACUGGUAGAUACGCUGGAGGGUAGGGUUAGGAUACAGAGGGACCUCGACAAAUUAGAGGAUUGGGCCAAAAGAAACCUGAUGAGGUUCAACAAGGACAAAUGCAGAGUCCUGCACUUAGAACGGAAGAAUCCCAUUCACUGUUACAGACUGGGGACUGAAUGGCUAGGAAGCAGUUGUGCAGAAAAGAGCCUAGGGGUUACAGUGGACAAGAAGCUGGAUAUGAGUCAACAGUGUGCCCUUGUUGCCAAGAAGGCUAACGGCAUUUUGGGCUAUAUAAGUAGGGGCAUUGCCAGCAGAUUGAAGGACGUGAUCAUUCCCCUCUAUUGGACAUUGGUGAGGCCUCAUCUGGAGUACUGUGUCCAGUUUUGGGCCCCACACUACCAGGAUGUAGAAAAAACUAGAAAGAGUCCAGCAGAGGGCAACAAAAAUGAUUAUGGGGCUGGAGCACAUGACUUAUGAGGAGAGUCUGAGGGAACUGGGAUUGUUUAGUCUGCAGAAGAGAAGAAUGAGGUGGGAUUUGAUAGCUGCUUUCAACUAUCUGAAAGGGGGUUCCAAAGAGGACGGAUCUAGACUGUUCUCAGUGGUACCAGAUGACAGAACAAGGAGUAAUGGUUUGAAGUUGCAGUGGAGGAGGUUUAGGUUGGAUAUUAGGAAAAAAUUUUCACUACGAGGGUGAUGAAGCACUAGAAUGGGUUACCUAGGGAGGUGGAAUCUCCUUCCUUAGAGGUUUUUAAGGUCAGGCUUGACAAAGCCCUGGCUUAGAUGAUUUAUUUGGGAAUUGGCCCUGCUUUGAGCAGGGGGUUGGACUAGAUGACCUCCUGAGGUCCCUUCCAACCAUGAUAUUCUAUGAUUUGUGGUAUUAGGAUACUGGUAAAACUUUUGUAAAUGACACAAUCAAGUAAUGAGAAGGUGCUGAGUAAAGCAGAUUUAGCCAGUUCAGAAGCAAAUGGAUAAAUUUGCUUUUUCUUCUUUUCGGAGUUAUGAUUGUGUGGGAUUUCACGUUUAUGAACCUGGGUGUUUUGUAGCCCACCUUGUACUGUUGGUUUUCCUCUCUUCCUCAGGGCUGUUUGGUUACAUACUUUGAUAUUAGUUUAGGUUGACAGGAUGUAGCACAAGUUUACUGGGGACUUUAUGAGACAAAUUAUCAUUUUCCAGAAGAGUCCUUUUUAUUUUAUUUUAACCUUUAUGCUUUGUCAUGAGAUAUUUGUGUUGUUUGAACAAUGAAAAUUAUCAAUAUCUCUGAGCACGAAUACCUAGCAUGAGUGCUAGAUUUAUACUCCAAGAGGCUGAGACUGAUCAGGGCAUGGAGUUACUCCUUGACCCCUUCAGAGAUACAGGAUACAGUCAAGAUGGGGAGAAGGUGGGGAGAGAGAGCUGGGAAACUGCAGUCUUGUCUAUUGAGACAGACAACUGAGGCUGAGAACUGUGAACUUGCUGCACCAAUGCCAAAGAGAGACAAGUAUUGCCCUAUGAGUGCCAGGUGAAGCCAUCCAUGAAAUCUAAAGGGCUACAAAUGAUACCUCAAGAGGAAUGAUGAGGCGAGGGGGCAGCAUCUCCCAAUUACUAAGAGGAUGAGCCUGGGCAGAGACAAGUAGGAAGCUGGAGAAGCCAACACACCUGGUCCAGCCUUCAAGCCAGGCUGACCCCCCGCAUUUAGGCCAGAGGAAGACGACCAGCCUGACAGCCCAGCUGGUCCCUCCCCCCACCCACCCAUCUACCAUCUUGUCCUGUGUGGGAACAACAGAGACUCACUCUGCCCAGCUCACCGCACACUGCAUCACUUUAAUCUAAACUCCUUGAAUUCCUUGCCCUCGGAGUGUUUGCUUUGUGACUGGGUCCCAGCAUCUCUCACAGGUUCUCUGCAGUUUUCUACCAAUUUGUAAAUGUUGCUCUCUUGCUGGUGCAUGGGGGAUUUGGGCACAGCAAUGUGCUGGGCAUGUAAAGUACGGAGCUGGGAUGGGCGUGGGAAGAGGAGUCUGUCUUUGUUCCUCCUUUGGAAGUAGAAUUUAGUUUCUCACACUCCAAAUGUAGUUUGUUUUACAUUAAAUACCCAGCAGAUUCACAGUGGAGGUUAACCGUAAAAGCAAUGCAAACAUGGUCUGGUGCAGAACUGCACAGCGAGGUCACCCAUACUAUGUGUGUACGUGUGUAUGUUUCAACCCAAGACUCCUGCUCUCUCAACCUUACCACCUACCUAAUUCUAGCUCAGACCCAUUUAAAUCAAUGGGGCUAUUGGCGGUAGUAAAAUUGAACAUGUGAAUGAGGUUUAGCAGAACAGGAAGUUUAGAGUGGUAGGUUUGGGAGUCUUUCUCUGUUGAUACUCGGCCUGUUCCACAUACCACAACUUUCCCCAAAUUCAUUCUUGUCUGGCUACAAAAUAAUCAUGUCUAAGUUAAUACCAUUAAUAUUUGUAAUACAGCAGAAGCCAGAGGCUCCACAGAAGACUAAGGCCAUGUUGUGCUAGGUGCUGUAUAUACACAUCAUGAGAGGCAGCUCCUAAGGGAAUGAACUUACAGUCUCAAUAUGCAGAACAACCAACUUAAUGAUUUUGUAAAUGUCAGGAGUGACUAUGUAAUCUAAAGGGCUACCAGUGAUGCCCCAAGAGGAAUGAUGAGGGGAGGGGGCAGCACCUCCAGAUUGCUGAGAGAACGAGGCUCUGCUCUUGAAGCAGAUAUUCAACUUAUGUUAUUGACAAAUACAGACUGUUCUUCCCUACAAUUACAGAACUUACUCCUAGAGCACAGGAUACAUUUUCUGAGAAAAGUAAAUCUGCUACUGGCUUCAGCAAUAAUCAUUAACAAUGGGUCUGUUCAGACAUUUAGCACUGACUGUCAGACCCUGCCAUGUAGUGAUACCAUUCAAAGCCCCAUACUGUUCUGAUUAAAGUAUGUUUAGUGCUUGUGGGCCCAGAUUAUAUUAAACUGAUUUUUAAAGUACAUUAGAUUUUGGGUAAGUUUUUCAAAAUCAUCUUUUCCAAAAUGACUUAGGGUUGGAUUUUUAAAGGUAUUAGGCACUUGAGGAUGCAGAUAGGGGCCUAGUGAGAUUAUCAAAGGAGGUUAGACACCAGGGGCUAAUUUAGGUGCCUAGCUGCUACUUUUGCUUUAGGUACCUGAUUCUGAUAUUUAGAUGCCACUGAUCCUCAACCCCUCCUCCCCACUUAGCUGUUGCCUAACUCUGAAGGUGUUGAAAGAGCCUAUGUACCCACAUUUCUGUCAUUUAAAUCCCCCAAGUGCCUACAGAUCUGGUACUGGGCAUGCUCCCAGCUGCCUCAGGCUAGGCGCACAGAUCCCCAUUUCAUAUCUAAACCCCAGCAUGCUCCUCACACUAAAUGUUCCCUGGCCUACCUUACAUGGGGCUGCCCCACUGCCCACUCAAAUUUAUCCCAGGCCCCUGCCCUAUGUUUGUGGGAGAGGGACACCGAGGCAAAAUUUGGUGUUGAAACCCACAUAGCACAAUGCCUCUCACUCAGUAUUGGCCCCAGAGCCUCCUCUCCCUCCAUCAUAACUGCAGUGCGACAUUCGGGCCCAUCCGGUGUGUGCAGAGCAUCAGCCCGGGAACCAGACUAGCUGGUGCUUCACUGCUGACAUCCAGGCACAGCAUGGGGAGCUGCUGUCAGUGCCCACAUAGGAACCAGGGGGCAGAGGUACACACAGGAGGGAGUGUUGCCUUCUGUGACAAUGCGGUUCUGGCGGGACCGAACUGAAAGUGCCAAUUCAGGACCAAUUGCUUAAACAGGGCAGUUACAGCCCUAGGCUGGGGUUUUUCCACCUCUAAGGCAAACCAAACCAGCCAGACAAAAAGGACUUUGGUUUCACCCCACUGGCUAACCACAAGUCACACAAUUUCUUUAGACACUCCAGUCUCCCUGUAUCACCACCAGUCCCACUCGUCCUGGGGAUGAAUGGUUAGGAAAACCAACACCCCAAUAAAAGAAAAAGGUUCUCUCGAUUCCAAAGACCCAGACCCAGGUCAAUAUACACAUCAGAUCUUACCCACAAAUCACUCUGUUGCCACUCCUUUAGAAUCUAAAAUCUAAAGGUUUAUUCAUAAAGGGAAAUAAGUAGAGAUGAGAGCUAGAAUUGGUUAAAUGGAAUAAAUUACAUACAGUAAUGGCAAAGUUCUUAGUUCAGGCUUGUAGCAGUGAUGGAGUAAACUGCAGGUUCAAAUCAAGUCUCUGGAGUACAUCCCCUGCUGGGAUGGUUCAUCAGUCCUUUGUGAAGAGCUUCCGUUUGUAGCAAAGUUCCUUCAGAGGUAAGAAGCAGGAUUGAAGACCAGAUGGAAAUGAGGCAUCAGCCUUUUAUAGGCUUUUCCAGGUGUAAGAACACGUCUUUGUUCUUACUGUGGAAAAUUACAGCAAAAUGGAGUCUGGAGUCACAUGGGCAAGUUCCUGCAUACUUUGCUGAGUUACAAGGCGUAUCCGCCUCCUCUCCAUGGGUCAGUUGUGUAGCUGAUGGUCCUUAAUGGGCCAUCAAGCAGGCUAGGCAGAGCUAACACCAACUUGUCUGGGAUGUCUCCCAGAAGCACAGCACAAAUUUGAAAUACAGACAGUAUAGAGCAGGGGUCAGCAACCUUUCAGAAGUGGUGUGCCGAGUCUUCAUUUAUUCACUCUAAUUUAAGGUUUCAUGUGCCGGUAAUACAUUUUAAUGUUUUUAGAAGGUCUCAGUCUAUAUAUUAUAUAACUAAACUAGUG
Messenger RNA from Gopherus flavomarginatus (Mexican gopher tortoise), 8187 nucleotides. Its product is annotated as zinc finger protein 436-like. Lineage: Eukaryota; Metazoa; Chordata; Testudines; Testudinidae. Gene Ontology annotation, biological process: regulation of DNA-templated transcription. The record is from RefSeq and is a predicted model, not a curated record. Bases 428 to 1978 code for a protein of 516 amino acids. The transcript has 5 exons.